AUGUCUCACAAGAUUUAUGUGAGAUUGGACCUGCAACUUCAUGCGCUCACGUGUCCCGGUGUUUCUUGCUCCCACGGUUAUUUGGAGGCCACGGUUAAAACUUUGGGUUAUUACUUUCGAACGGGAGCGAUGGAGCCACGAUUUCCUAUGCUGUGCCACGACCAAUUCACGAUGGAGGGCUAUUUCAAGAAUGUGGAAUGCCUGGAGGAUAUGCACGACCUUCUAAGAUCGGAACAACUGGAGAUUACCAUUUGGCAGAAUGGUCGAAGAUUGGCCUACUUCAUUGGAAACCUCUCGGAUGUGAUGCAGCCCACUAUUCCCCGUUUGAGCUGCGCCCACAGUUCCAAUGUGCAGCUUCUGAUGAAGGCCACACCGGCGUUUCCUGGUAUUAUUGCUCCUAAAGUAGAGCUCUCUGCCCAACUGACGACGCAGGAUAGGAAAAAGGGGUGCAGUGCUCGGUUUAGGGAAGAGCAGCCGGUUUCUUCAUUGACCAAUCGCCAUGUGGAGAGCCGCUGUUUAAGCCGCUUAGAGCAGCCACGAAAGCAGCAGCAAACGGUGUGCCAUGGUCGUCAAUCCAAUUGUUGUCCAGGUUGGCGAGGAGGAGGUUCCCCAGACCAGCUUCAGCAGCAGCGACGUCUAUCCUCUUGUUCCAGCACAACUCAGUUGAGCAGCCUUAGCCAGAGUUCAUCGUUGACGCCGAGCAGCAGCAGCCAUUUGUCCACACUUAUGGACGAUCAUCAUCAAAGCAGCUGUGAUAUUUGCCAAGCUUACAGACGCAUGUUUCCACAAUAUUAA
Molecule: messenger RNA, 795 nt
Organism: Drosophila serrata
Lineage: Eukaryota; Metazoa; Arthropoda; Insecta; Diptera; Drosophilidae
Biological process (GO): spermatogenesis
Cellular component (GO): sperm head-tail coupling apparatus
Molecular function (GO): myosin light chain binding
Source: RefSeq, a predicted model, not a curated record